Messenger RNA from Bactrocera oleae (olive fruit fly), 1377 nucleotides. The record is from RefSeq and is a predicted model, not a curated record. NCBI's taxonomy places the organism in Eukaryota, Metazoa, Arthropoda, Insecta, Diptera, Tephritidae.
AUGUUGACUAUAGGCAUACAAAUACAAAACGGGUUGGGAUUGGUUUCUUAUUGUUUGGUUAUUUAUUUUCAAAAUGUUAAAUCGUAUAAUGCUGGGAUAUUAACAGCUUUAUCUAAUCGAAUUGGGGAUGUGGCUUUUUUAUUGGCAAUUGCUUGGAUAUUAAAUUAUGGAAGAUGAAAUUAUAUUUUUUAUUUAGAAACUAUAAAGCAUAGUGUGGAGAUAGAAAUUAUUGGAAGAUUAAUUAUAUUAGCCGCUAUAACUAAGAGAGCUCAGAUUCCUUUUUCAUCUUGAUUGCCAGCUGCUAUAGCUGCUCCUACCCCUGUUUCUGCUUUAGUUCAUUCUUCUACGUUAGCGACUGCGGGGGUUUAUUUAUUAAUUCGAUUUAAUAUUUUAUUAAGUGGUAGAUGGUUCGGGGAUUUGCUUUUAUUAUUAUCUGGGUUAACUAUAUUUAUGGCUGGGUUAGGGUCUAAUUUUGAAUUUGACUUAAAGAAGAUUAUUGCUUUAUCUACUCUUAGACAAUUAGGCUUAAUAAUGAGACUUUUAUCUAUAGGGUUGUAUAAACUUGCUUUUUUUUAUUUGUUGACUCAUGCGUUGUUUAAGGCUUUGUUGUUUAUGUGUGCUGGAGCAAUUAUUCAUAAUAUAAAUAAUUCUCAAGAUAUUCGUUUAAUAGGGAGAUUGGGUGUUUAUAUACCUUUGACUUCUAGGUGUUUUAAUGUAGCUAAUUUAGCUUUAUGUGGGAUGCCUUUUUUAGAUGGAUUUUAUUCUAAGGAUUUAAUUUUAGAAAUUGUUUCUUUAAGAUAUAUUAAUAUAUUUUCUUUUUUUUUAUAUUUUUUUUCUACUGGCUUAACGCUUUGUUAUUCUUUUCGGUUGGUGUAUUACUCUAUAACUGGGGAGUUAAAUUGUGGUUCUUUAAACAUGCUUAGUGAUGAGGGUUGGAUUAUGUUGCGAGGUAUGAGAGGUUUAUUAGUUAUGAGAAUUAUUGGAGGAGGAAUAUUAAGUUGAUUAAUUUUUCCUACUCCCUAUAUGGUCUGUUUGCCCAAUAUUCUGAAGUUAUUAACUUUAUUUGUUUGUGUUGUAGGGGGAGUAUUGGGUUAUUUAAUUUCAAGUGUUUCUUUAUUUUAUUUUAAUAAGUCUUUACAUAAUUAUUUGGUAAGUUACUUUUUUGGUUCAAUGUGGUUUAUGCUUUAUAUUUCUACUUAUGGAAUUAUUGGCCACUCAUUGGUUUUAGGGGGUAGAGUCUGUAAGUCCUUUGAUCAAGGUUGAUCAGAGUUUUUAGGGGGUCAAAAUUUAUAUAGUGAUUUAGUUAAGUAUUCUCGCUAUAUAUUUGUUAUGCAUAAUAAUAGUUUAAAGAUUUACUUAUUAUUAUUUGUUUUAUGA